This is a messenger RNA of Tachysurus vachellii, 2841 nucleotides long. It is a transcript of the gene ghrhrl, whose product is annotated as growth hormone releasing hormone receptor, like. The transcript is spliced from 14 exons. The coding region runs from base 116 to 1378 and encodes 420 amino acids. Gene Ontology annotation, biological process: adenylate cyclase-activating G protein-coupled receptor signaling pathway; positive regulation of cell population proliferation; cell surface receptor signaling pathway. Gene Ontology annotation, molecular function: G protein-coupled peptide receptor activity; vasoactive intestinal polypeptide receptor activity; peptide hormone binding. The record is from RefSeq and is a predicted model, not a curated record. Gene Ontology annotation, cellular component: plasma membrane. NCBI's taxonomy places the organism in Eukaryota, Metazoa, Chordata, Actinopteri, Siluriformes, Bagridae.
GUUUGCGCGUCACCGGGUGCGAGUGCGCGCGCUCCGCGUGUCUAUAAAGGAAACUGCGCGCGCUCCGGUGGCGUUAAGAGUGCGCGAGGGGUUUGUUCAGAGAGCUGGAGCCGACAUGAUCACUCUGUGCACCGGAACCGUGUGGUUUAUAUCGUUUACAGCAGCCGUUUGGGCGAGUUUGCACCCGGAGUGCGAGUAUAUAUUCCAGCUGGAGCGAGAAGAGCGGCUCUGUCUGAAAGGAAUCGCUGAACAUGAAAACCUCAGCUCUUCAGGGCAGACGGGCUGCCUCCCAGCAUGGGACUCUGUGGUGUGUUGGCCCAGAGCUGCAGUUGGAGAAAUCGUACAGUCCCCCUGUCCUGCUGUUUUCUCUCUCUUUAGCAACCACACAGGUACAGUGAGUCGUAACUGCACCAGUUUGGGCUGGUCGCACCCGUUCCCUCCCUACCACGAAGCCUGCAGCAUCGACGACGACAUCCCAGAGGAAUCAUACUUCACCACGGUGCGACUGAUCUACUCCGUCGGCUACGGAGCCUCUCUGAUCUCGCUGUCCGUGGCGGUUGUAGUCCUGCUGAUCUUCAGGAGGCUGCAUUGUGCAAGAAACUACAUCCACAUCCAGCUGUUCAUCAGCUUCAUCCUCAAAGCAGCAUCUGUGUUCAUUAAGGACGCUACGCUCUUUGGCAGCGAAGAUAUCGACCACUGUUCCCUCUCUACUGCAGGCUGUAAGGCUUCUGUCGUGUUCUGUCAUUACUGUGUGAUGAGUAAUUUCUCCUGGCUGCUGGUGGAGGCGGUGUAUCUCAACUCUCUACUGCUGUCUGCUCGGAGUCGCCCCUGUCUCUGGGGCUUCUCUCUGCUGGGCUGGGGAGGUCCUUUGGUAUUUAUCCUGCUCUGGAUCGUCUCCCGGCUCUAUUUUGAGGACACAGAAUGCUGGGACAUUAACGAGGAUUCUCCUUACUGGUGGAUCAUCAAGGGUCCCAUUAUCAUAUCUAUCGGGAUCAACUUUCUGUUGUUCUUGAACAUCAUCAGGAUCCUGGUGCAGAAGUUGAACCCGCGUCUAAUCCAGUUCAACAACUCGGCACAAUACAGACGCCUGACCAAGUCGACUCUUCUGCUCAUCCCUCUGUUCGGGACACAUUACGUGGUGUUCAACUUCCUGCCGGACUACACUAACAUCAGCCUGCGUCUGUGUUUAGAGCUGUGCCUCGGCUCCUUUCAGGGUCUCAUAGUGGCCAUUCUGUACUGUUUCCUCAACCAAGAGUCUGGCAUCCGAUCCACGGCGUAUUUCCAUCUCAUUUGCAGCGAGAUAGACUGCAGAUUCACCGUGACUCUGCCCAGGAUACUGUGCUUACUAAAGAUAAAUAAUUUGUGUGCUUCAAUAUAACAAUAACAGCAGCAAAAUACAACAUAAAACAAAAUAUUAUAAAUGAAAGAGUGCCUGUAUUUCACACAGACAUGCUAUUAUUGUGUGGUAUUGAUCCAGUAUAUAUGUAUGUAUGCAUGUGUGUGUGUUUUAGGUCCAGAAGGAGGUGCGACUGAUGUGGAUGCGCUGGCAGGAGAGCAGUUACGGAGUCGUUAUCGCUGGUGCCAAAGGCAGUCAGAUGGAUACACCAUUCUGAUUCGAUGUCUGUGUUCAACACUCAAGAGACUCUGGGGUUUAUUUAUUUCUUUCCCCUUUUUAUCUGAUAUUUUUUGCCCACAGCAAGACAGCACGGCUGCAAUGGUUGGCUCCUGUUGUCAAAUGAUGGCUUCGCUGUAGUGCUUCAGGUCUCAUGUGGGACUCGCGUGUAGUUCAGGAAGCUGUGACGCUGUGACGCAAAACCGACUGGAGUCAAAAGAAAUGAAACACAAGACAUCGCCUCGAGAUUUAAGAAUAAUAGCCAAACUGGGCAUCUCACUUCUGACUGGGGGUGGAGCUUAUUUCUGGGCUGGAAAUUUUUUAAAUGGAAGUCUGAAAUAAACCAGAUAAAGAGAAAUACUGCAGAAAAAUAAAACAAAUCUCUGUUUUUCUUAAAUAUCAUUGACGUUGUAAGAUUAUUCCUGAUUUUGACACACAUUUAAAAAUGACAAAUGACACCUUUAAUUAUUGCAAGCUAGUACAAGUUGGGUACAGCUGAUUUACUCCAGAGAAUCAUUAAAAAUCUAGACUAGGUUGUGACAUUUAAAGGUUGUGUUUGUGUGUAUGUGUGUGAAUUUUCUUUAAAGGACACUACAAGGGACAAAAACAUUCAUAUCACACUGUAAUAAGCCCAGAAUGUUACCGGCCCACGUGGUAAAACACGACCGAUGUUCCAGACAUAUGCCUUAAAAAUGCGUUCGCUCACUUCUUUGAUUUUAUGUUAGUAAGCGUAGAUGUUUUAGUUUUAAAGACAGAAUAGAACGGAUCAUAUAAGAAAAAAACGAGCAGACUGUUUAAGAGAAGGCACUGGUGCUGUUCUGAGAGAGAUAGCUAUCAUUUUGGCUCUGUUAGAGUCACCAUGACCUGAAAUCAUACCAUUGUGUUUGUGAUGAUGGACGAUGACAGAAAAGGACGAUUUUAAGUAAGAGACAAAUCACAUUCUCAAAUUCUCUUCUUUUUAGGCAUCUGUUUAAAAUGAUUCCUUUUUUAUACAUCAAAUCUGUUUAUAAUCAAUUUUAUAAUCCAUUUACAUGCAGUACAUGUAUUUUUGGUGAUAUUCAGCCUUUUUGCUCUUGUUGUUCUCGUUUGGGAAAAGAAAAUAGGAAACAUUCGUACAGUCUGUUGUCAUAUUCUGCACUGUUCUCCUCACAAUUUUCUCCUUCAUGUAUUAAACAUAUUUAUCCACAGAAAUGAACCAAAGCAUAAUUUGUCUAUCUUAUUUUAUGUUU